Messenger RNA from Cryptomeria japonica (Japanese cedar), 414 nucleotides. Its product is annotated as peroxisomal (S)-2-hydroxyacid oxidase GLO4-like. The record is from RefSeq and is a predicted model, not a curated record. Lineage: Eukaryota; Viridiplantae; Streptophyta; Pinopsida; Cupressales; Cupressaceae. Gene Ontology annotation, molecular function: oxidoreductase activity. The coding region runs from base 1 to 414 and encodes 137 amino acids. The transcript is spliced from 4 exons.
AUGAGCCUACUAGUUGGUAGAAAGGAUACACAAAUUUCUCGAGAAAAUGCUGAAUUGGCCAUACAAGCUGGAGCUGCUGGAAUUGUUGUUUCCAAUCAUGGUGCUCGUCAACUUGAUUAUUCUCCGGCAACUAUUACUGUUCUUGAAGAGGUUGUCCAUACUGUACGAGGAAGAGUCCCUGUACUAGUUGAUGGUGGCAUUCGUCGUGGUACAGAUGUGCUCAAAGCAUUGGCUCUAGGAGCACAAGCAGUUCUGGUGGGAAGGCCAAUAAUAUAUGGUCUUGCAGUGGAUGGGCAAAGUGGUGUUAAGAAAGUGUUAGAUAUGCUUAAUGACGAGCUUGAAUUGGCCAUGUCUCUCACUGGUUGUCCUUCUCUCAAAGAUAUCUCUAGAUCUCAUGUCCAAACACAUUAUUAA